AUACGAAGCAACCCUUCCUCGCCGCCUGUACCAAAACUGUUUUAAACAUACUUCUUCUUCUUCUCCACCUGCGAAUGUAUGGCUCGGGGUUUACUCAUGCUCCCACAUUAUAAACCAAACUCACACUUUAUCCAAACUGCCUUUUCUUCAUACCCAACUAAAUCUCCUAUCUUUCCCACUUCAAAAUUUGUUCGAUUCUUAUGUACUUGUUCCUCUAAUCCCCAAGAUGUACUCUCAAACUACAAAGAAACGUUCUCAAAGCGUAUGACCAUGGCUGGUCUCAAACCCCAUCACCGUAUUGCUGUGGGUGUUUCUGGUGGUCCCGACAGUAUGGCAUUGUGUUUACUAGCUGCUAAUUGGAAAACUAAUGGACUAGAUGCUGCUUCAAGGGUAAACAAUGGUUUCGUUGAUGGGUUAUUGGCGGUAAUAGUUGAUCAUGGAUUACGCGCAGAGAGUAAAAGUGAGGCAGAGAUGGUUCAAAAUCGGGUUCUGAAAAUGGGAAUCAGAUGUGAGAUUGCCCAUUGUGAAUGGAUCAAUGGCAGGCCAAAAUUGGGUCAUUUGCAAGAAGCCGCUCGAGAUAUUAGGUAUGAAAAACUACAACACAUUUGUAGUCAACACCAAACAGGAGUAUUACUAAUCGCGCAUCAUGCCGAUGACCAGGCAGAACUAUUUGUUUUACGGUUAUCUCGCAAUAGUGGUGUUCUUGGACUUGCCGGUAUGGCAUUGACCACACAACUGUUUUCAGCACGUUCGAAUUUUAACGAUGGAAUAUCGAAUAGUAUUUUACUUGUUCGGCCACUUUUGGAUUUCUCGAAACAUGAUCUUUAUAAGGUAUGUGAAGCGGAAAAACAGGAGUGGGUGGAAGAUCCCACAAAUCAAAAUACGAUAUUUGCACGAAAUAGGAUCCGAAUGUCAUUACGAGACUUGUCAUCAUCUAUAUUCAAGUCCGAGUUGCAGGCAGUUAUAUUAGCCUGUCGAAGAACUCGUGUCUAUGUUGACCAAAUUUGUCAAACGUUGAUUAACCAAUCAGUGACUGUUAUGCCUCAAGGAUACGCCGUUAUCGAUUUAGAAAUUCUAAAUCCAUCAGAAGUUCUGGAUAUCUGUCUUUCAAAGUUUGUGACACUCCUGUUGCAGUUCGUAUCACAAAGGCAAAGACCGGUUCGGGGCAAUGCACAGAAAUUGCUAUUGGAUUACUUUCGUACAUUCCCAUGCAAGUCUUCUUUUACUGCAGCCGGCUGCUACCUAUGCGCAGCCCCUGGUUCAAAAGGCACCAAGAUUCUCGUUUGUUGUUCGGUCAACUCCGCUUCACCUAUGAAAAUGGGAUCAUAUUAUGUCGAUCCUUUUGACAAACAAAAUGUUUACGUUUCAACGGAGUUAUCACAAAUCAUAGAAAACGGAAAAUCAUAUUCAAAUAAAACGGUACAAAACAUCUCAAACGUGCAUUUUCUGAACGCAACAUCUUCGGGGUCUAUUUUAACAGACGCCAAACGGGUCAAGAUUCUUAGCGAGCCAACGUUUACAAGCGUUUUUCAACUGUACAAAACCGAAUUCGAAAAGUUUCAAGCAAAACCCGAGACGUUAUCUGAUCAUAAGUCGAAAAAGGGUAUGGAAUUAGUCAAAGUCAACGAACUUGGUCAUGGGCAAAUUGGUCAUUUUAUGGAUAGGUUCUUGGUGUCGUGGGAGUUUGUCGGUGGAAAUGACGGUUGUCGUUGUUGUGGGUCCGGUCAAGAUUCGGUCAUGGAGGUGCGCCACAUGGUAGAUGCUGAUUGGUUGUAUCUUUCCGAAUUGACCAAAAGUACGAAUUUAGAAAAUUGUCAACUUGAACAAGCGAAAAGAAGUGUUUUGUUAUUAAAGUCUAUUCCAGUUGCUGCAAGAAGAAGUCUUCCGGUUAUGGUUAACCCUGAAGGGCGGGUUGUAAGCAUCCCGAGUGUCGGCUUCAGUAUUUGCAAGUGUUUGAAAGUAUCGGUUGAAUUUAGUCCCAGAGUACCUCUUGGUGGCGGUUACAGUUCAUUUUUAUGACCCUCUGACCUCUACUAACAGGUUCAAAACAGGUAAGUUUGACCUGUUACGUUGACUUUUCAUCAGGUCAAUGAAGAAACUAAAUGCAAAAUCUAACCUAUCAAUAAUUUAAUAUAGCAUAGUGUUGACUUGUCAAAUAGUAACAAUUUGUUUCUAAAUUCAGUAUUUUUAUUACAAGUCAGCAUACCAGGUGGACUCUUCCCUGCUUGUGGGACCCAUGCAAUCGUAUCGUACGGCUUAUUUUUAUUCACAAA
Helianthus annuus (common sunflower) is the source of this 2273-nucleotide messenger RNA. RefSeq lists its product as uncharacterized. NCBI's taxonomy places the organism in Eukaryota, Viridiplantae, Streptophyta, Magnoliopsida, Asterales, Asteraceae. The transcript has 11 exons. Gene Ontology annotation, biological process: tRNA processing. The record is from RefSeq and is a predicted model, not a curated record. Gene Ontology annotation, molecular function: ATP binding; ligase activity, forming carbon-nitrogen bonds. Bases 79 to 2019 code for a protein of 646 amino acids.